UUGAAAUCAAGCAUUAAGAGCGCCUUUUUCGGUCGUAGGGCAUAUUAUCUCGAACUUACUUGAAUGUCAUUGCUAAUUUUUGUCAGUCUCUCUUAUUAUUAGCUGUAAGUGCAUUUUACCUGCUUACUAAGAGUUAGCUCACAUCUGUUGUUACCCGAAAUUGCUCACGUUCUCCCAGCUCACACUUAAAUAACUACAGAUUAGCAUAUCACAAAGAAAUUUAUCCUCGCGGUAUAUAUACUCAUCUCGCUGGGUUUCGCAUCACAAGCCGUGAAAUGGAGGAGACCGAACAUGUUGCUCGGCGACUUGAUCGCAUGCUAAAGAACAAAAAAAUAGACGAUGAAUCCGCACUGAAAUACCUCAGGCGAUUACGAAGCAUCGAAAUGACGCUAGAAAUUUUAACCAAAACUGGUGUAGGUAUUAUCAUCAAUAAGAUACGAAAGGAGUCAGAAGAUCCGGAGGUUGCUACAUUGGGAAAAAACAUGAUAAAACAGUGGAAAAAGCUGGUACCAGACAAAAGUGAAGCUCCUGCAUCUUGCACCAAUGCUGUUGGCAACAACAGUAGUAAUAACGACGGCAAUAAUAAUAACAAUAAACACUCACUUGAGUCAAAUAACUGCAAUGCCUAUGAUGAAGCAGGGCCACAAGAAGCCAAACGCUCUCGACCAAGUGAAAAAAAGGAACCUGCAGAACUACCGGGAAGUGCAAGUCGUGGUUAUUUCCCUGUCCACACUUUAACUACAACAGAUCAAGUGCGUUUAAAAGCUCGGGCGAUGCUUCAAUCUGCACUAGAAAGUGGUAGUAUUCCUAGCGGUUCUUACGAAAGCGAGUUCCUAGCAAUACGAAUAGAAAGCUCCAUAUAUGACCUUUUCAAUAACACUGAUCCUAAAUACAAACAGCGGGUACGUACUCGGGUUAUGAAUCUGCGUGAUUCUAAUAAUCCCAAUUUACGAAUCAAUGUCUUAAUGGGACACGUGAAUCCAGAUAAACUAGCAUCUAUGACAUCAGAAGAAAUGGCUAGUAAGGAAAUGAAAGAACUUCGUGAAAAAUAUACUAAAGAAACCAUAGAAGAUCAUCAAAUGGCUGUAACUGGUGGGACAGAAACUGAUUUGCUACGAUGCGGAAAGUGCAAACAGACCAAGUGUACAUAUAAUCAGGUUCAAACUCGUAGUGCCGAUGAACCAAUGACGACUUUUGUCUACUGUAACAAUUGCGGUCACCGAUGGAAAUUUUGCUGAUACCUCAGAAAAAUCAUUUAUGCACUAGUUUUCUGCUACAAACAUUAGAUUGUUUUAAUAUGAACGACACUACUGAAGAAGAUACUAAGAAAGAGAUUUCUUCCAUCUUCGUUUUCGACUUUGUCCAUUCCCGAAAACCUAUUUUUCAAAAGAAAUAAACUGCCAGCAUUCAACAGAAUGAUAAAUUAUGUCCUAUUAGCUUUUUGGUUCCGUUUAUUGUCUUACAUUUUGUGUCUAAAUAUUUAUGAAAUUGAUGUGUACAUAUAUGCGUGUGUAUGUUAGUGCUUGUGAAUUGCUCUAAAUGAAAAUAUCGGUUUUGCUACACAAAAUUGUUAGAACUUCCUUAAAUAAAAAUUAUGUAGGGUAACAGUUUUCCACUAAGAUUGUCAAUUAAUGCAGUUACUACUAUGCUCCUAAUGUAUGUUUUACCUUUACGUGGUACAUAAUAAUUGUAAUUCUAUUUUUUUGAAUUCUCAUUGUAUUAAAAAACCCAUAUCUAUAUUGUCUCUGUAAUGCUUUUGUUUUACGAUUGUUUAUCAUUGAAGUUAUCUUCAUUUAUUCGUCUGCAAUAUUGCCCUUCCUAUAGCAGCUUUAAAUUGUACACAUAUGUGUUGGUAUUAUGUUAUCCCAUCGAUUAAUUAUUAUUGUCGUUAUUAAUUAUUUCAUUUCUCAUUUUAGAUUAAUGUAAUAAGUUAUGGUUAAUCAGAGCUCUACCAAUAUUGUAUCCGUUUUAUUUAUUAGAAUAUGGUCCCGA
This is a messenger RNA of Schistosoma turkestanicum, 1992 nucleotides long. Lineage: Eukaryota; Metazoa; Platyhelminthes; Trematoda; Strigeidida; Schistosomatidae. The record is from the annotation of a GenBank genome assembly.